Molecule: messenger RNA, 1009 nt
Organism: Prorocentrum cordatum
Lineage: Eukaryota; Dinophyceae; Prorocentrales; Prorocentraceae
Source: the annotation of a GenBank genome assembly
AAGGCCUGCCGCCCGUGCUGAGCGACUCCGAGCGGCAAGCCGUCGUCGCGGCGUGCAGGUUCGUCGACGAGAUUGUCCCCGCCUCGCCGUACAGUCGGCCGCGCUACAUCCAGGAGCUCGACGAGAAGUACGGCAUCGACUUCUUCGUUCACGGGGACGACCCGUGCUUCGUGGAUGGAAAGGACGUGUACGAGGCGGCGAAGCUCGCGGGCAAGUUCCAGACGGUCCCGAGGACCCGACCGAAGGCAUCUCCACGACGGAGAUUGUAGGGCGAUUGCUGCUUCUCACCAGCGACCACCACGAGUCCAUCAUCGAGGAGGACGAGGGGGAGGCGGGCAUGUUCGUGUCGCAGCGCUCGAAGUUCCUCGUGACCUCCCAGCUGAUGCGGGCCUUCUCCUCCGCGCUGCCCAGCGCGCUGCCCUGCGGCGCGGGCGGCCAGGCCGGCGCCGUGCGGAGAGUCUACGUGGACGGUGCGUUCGAUAUGUUCCACGCGGGCCACACGUCCCUGCUGGAGAGGGCCAAGGCACUGGGCGACAAGCUCAUUGUUGGUGUGCACUCCGACGCGGUCGUGAACAAGCACAGGGGAUCGAACUACCCCAUGCUGGGGGGGGUGCACUCGGGGCACCAGCGCACCAGGGAGUGGUGCCAGUUGCCCACAGCUGCGGGGCGCCCGCGGCUUCGCGGUCGGCGGGAGGCGUCCGCGAGGCCCUGGAGCUCCCCGAGGUGCUGCGUGGGCAGCGGGCGCGGCGCCUGCUCGCGCAUGCUUUAAUUCACGCGUGCUCGGUGCGGCAGGCUGCCGCCCAGAGGUCGAGCCUCGCGCGGGGGGGCGUUUCCGGAGGGGGCAGCGCGCACAGCCUGGUGCGGGAGGCCGGCGGGAGCGGAAACGGCGGCGGGUCCGCGCGGCGGGUCCGCCGGCGGAGCGCGGCCGCAAUUCGGGCCGGGCGAGAGGGGGGGACAGGGAAAGUCAAGCAGUGGCGAAGCGUCUUGGCUCGCCUAUAGCCCUACCAAG